UGCGGUUUGGAAUUCAUCCAGCCGGCCGGUUAGGCGGGACGUGUGAGUGUUGGUGGCGGGGCUGGGUGCGUUUGGACACCGAAGGAGCGGCUGGAGUGGACCCGGUGGGAUGAAGAGGAUAACGGGGUCUGUGUGCGGGUGUACCGGGGCCUGGCUGGCCGUGUUGGCGGCGGUUUGGGCGGUUUGCCGGGGACAGGAAGCGAUCCCGGAGUGCGCUCCUAGCGGCCAUGUGGUGCUUGACAACCCUUACCGGAGCGUGGCGGUGGCGGAUGUUCCCCAGGCCCGGCGGAUCUGUGACCGGGACCUGCAGCCGGGCUGGUACAGGCUACAGCUGCACGGCAAGGACGCGCAGAUACCCACACAGUGUGUGCAGAUGAACCACUGCGGGACCCAGGCGCCCAUCUGGCUGUCCCUGGGGGACGGGAGCCUCCCCACCCCUGGGGAGACAGGAGCGUACACCGGCUGUGUGGUGUGGGGCUUCCCGGGACAGACCCCUGACUGCUGCCUACUGCGCAUGCCCGUCAAAGUCCGCAACUGCGGAGACUACUUCGUGUACCAUUUACAACCCGCGCAGGGAUGCAUGAUGGCGUACUGCGCUGUGGGUGAGCGCGCCAAGUGCCAACCGGGGAUGUACUCAGCAGACGGGUACGAGCCAUGUAGAAAGCCGCAUCCCACCUUGACAGCCACGCCCUUCAUCAGACCGGCUGUGAUUGGUCGAACUGUGUACCUGAACUGUUCCCACCGAUCAGAGGCCUCGGAUGAGUCAGGUGACGUGGAGUACGAGGUGACGUGGUUCCGCGAGAGGUAUAACGGAGAGAGGGUGGAGAUCACCAUGGCGAAAACUCAACAGCCGUACUCACUUCUCCGGAGGGGUGCACAGUGGAGGGUUGGAGAGACGGUGCUGUGUAAGGUGCAGGCGUACUACAUCGACCCCCCAGAACUCAGGGAGGCCGGACUGGAGAGUGCGCCUUUUUUCGCUGGCAUGAAGAUAUACCCACUACAGUCAGUAAUACAGGAAAACGGCAAGGCGCAUGAGCUGACCUUUGAACUCACCGUUCCCGUCGUGUGCCAGUCCGACAUUUGCAGACUGAGGAUUCCGCUCAACGUCAGAGACAAGGAUGGAGCGUUGCCCCCCGAUAUCGCGCUGACCGAGUGUACGGUAGAGAUCCCGUCCCAGCCCUGCACACCUCAACACUGCGGGAAACAUGUAGUACACAUGUCUGCCGUCACCGACUUCGUGGCCGACGGGAAACGGAAGAGCGUCAUUCUGACCCAGGAAGUGAAAAGUGAAGACCAGAACUGGCUGAUGUAUGACCCGGAAAAUAUUGAGGUAGUUGUGGAAGACGUCCCCACGGCGCGCUGCUACUCCUUCACGGAUCCACACGUCAUCACCAUGGACGGCACAAUGUACGACUCCUACAAAGCUGGCACCUUCAUCAUGUACAAAAGUACCUCUAGAGAUUUCGAGGUCCACGGGCGUGCGUGGAACUGCGGCAGCCCCUUCCGGCCGGUCGCCUGUCACUGCGGCUUCGUGGCGCGGGAAAAUGCUGACGUCAUUUCCGUCGACAUGUGCGACGGCAACCCCGGAGAGACUACUGCGCAGGUGCGGGUGAAGAGCGAACUUCCGCUGGCGCCAGGCGUGGAGAUUACCGAGAUGUAUGAUGGGAAGAGAGUUGUGGUGUUCUUCCCAUCUGGUGCGUUCGUGCGCGCUGACAUCGCAGGUUGGGGCAUGUCGCUCACGCUUCAGGCGCCCGGCCGGGACUUCAACAGCACGCGCGGGCUCUGCGGUACGUUCGACGGCAACGACAAGAACGACUUUCACGACAGUCAGGGCCGACUUAUGGCAGUGUCGCAAAACUUCGGCCAGGUCAUCGAGUUCGUGGAGCAAUGGAGACUCCCAGUCGGCAUGAGCAUGUUCGACAAGCUGCCGGAACCACGUGACUACCCUCCACUCCAGUCUUUCUGCGCCUGCGCGGACACGUCAGACGACACCUCCCAGCCGGACGGGUUCGGCGACAUCUUAAGCCUCAUCAACCGGCUGCCUGACCCCGGGUCAAAGUGCAACCCCGUCAUGCAGACUUGUCCCGAGGAGAAAUGCGACCGACGGGAUCACGUUCGUAAAGCCACCGUGAUCAAUUCUCCCAACCUGACAGCCAACUAUAGCAACAAGAUAUCUCCUAGAAAUCCAACCUCUCCUAGGGAGAGAACAGAUUUUGAUCAGUAUGCACUUCUAGGAGGUGAACAUACCCUUAAUGAGAGACCUCAUUCCAGUCAAGGUCACAUGACAAAGAAUCACACAAGUGGUGCACAUAUAAGUAAAAACACAGACUUUUUGUCUGUCUUGAAUGAGGAAGAUUUGCUUGUACCAGCCGAAGUCGAUGAGAAAAAUCCAGCGUUGAACGAACAUGGCGUUCCAAUACCCAGCAUUCUCCGCGACUUCAGGAGACGUCAUCGUCACAGUGGGCAUGCGCGAGCGGGAAACACAAAUCCACUUCAAUCACACACAGCUGGAAGACGCCACAAGCGUCAAGAUAUCAACGAAUUCUUCCCUUUCGAAGGAAAUGAGAUCGACUUUGAGUCCGGAUCAUACUUCUUUCCAGGGGAUUUCAUUCUGACGGAUCUUUCCCCGGUCAUUCCAAGAUGGCCGACAACCAGCGGAAAGACUGAUGGAGAGGUUCGAAAAAUUUGCAUAUCAAACCUUCUGAACGCAACCGUCGGGGAGGUUUGCGGGGACGUCCUUGGCAACAAGGUCAACAACAUCAUCGAAAUUUGCAUAAAGGACGUUCUGCUGACUGACGACACUUCCUGGGCUCGUGACGCACUUCCGCUACUGGAAGCGCAGUGCGAGGAGGCCGCGUUACGUGACGUGUCACUCUGGGAAAAAGACGAACAGGGCGUUCUCGUUCCCAACAGGAAGAUCACGAGGUUCCUGAACUGCCCGAACUCCUGCAGUGGCCACGGCGCAUGCACGGAUGACGGCUGUUUGUGUGACGCAGGAUUCACGUCGUACGACUGCAGCGUCUCUCAAAACGAGGCUCCACAGGUGUUCGGCCUGGAGCAGAACGGGCUGUGCGACAUCCGCAUGGCCCCGUGCACGCGGGUAGGCGCGCUGGGGAGGGGCUUCCGGAACCAGCCGGGCAUGGGCUGUCUGGUGGCGCCGGUAACGUAUUCUGAAGGAUCAUGGAGGCUGAGUGGGGCCGCCAUCUUUACCCAGGCAACUUUCGUCAACUUCCGGUCCGUGUCCUGCGAAAUCCCAGCAUCCCCUGUGACUGUUUCCGGCGGACGCAGCGAGACAUCAGGCUGGCAGAUAAAGGUUCCAAACUUUUUUGUGUCUAACGACGGCUCAACCUUUAGCGAGGCCGCCCUGUUCGUGACGUAUGACUCGGUGUGCCAGGACUGUGACCAGUCCAUCCCCGGACUCUGCAAGAUUAAGAACAACACCUGUAUCAUCAACGGGCGUUGCUAUGGCAGCAGGGAACCCCGCCCUGGUAACAAGUGUGAGCAGUGCCUGCCGCAUAAAAGCACAGAGAACUGGUCUGUCAGAGAAGGAAACCUACCACCAGUGUUACAAGUCCCAGUGGAAGUCGCUUCUUUCGUCGGAGAGGACUUCGUUUACGAGCUAAAGGCCGUUGACCCAGAAGGGUCACAGAUCCUGUUCUCACUUCUCACGAGAAACGACGAGAUCAUGCUGACUCCUGUCGGCCUGCUGAUGCUGAAACCGGAAAGAGCGCUGAAACAACCUGUGGAGUUCACCAUAACGGACGAGUGCAACUCUAUCAGUAGAUUUGAGAUUACGGUAGAUGUCAAGCCUUGUGAAUGUGAAAAUGGAGGAAGUUGCGUCACUGACAUCAAGUACCCCGCCGGAAGUGGCAUGUACAUGUGCGUGUGUCCGCCUGGUUACCAAGGAGAGCGUUGCCAAGACAACGUGGACCACUGCAAUCCGAACCCCUGUCUCCAUGGCGACUGUGUAAACACUAAGGGUGGCUUUGCUUGUGACUGUGAAAGAGGAUACACAGGUGACCGUUGUGACGAAGACAUCGACGAAUGUGCCGAGAAACCCUGCUAUCCCGGCGUGCAGUGCGUGGACCUGGUCGGCUCCUUUUCCUGUGGGAAGUGCCCGGUGGGCAUGAUGGGAACGGGUAUCCAAUGUACAGACAUAAACAGCUGCGCCAGCGGACCGUGCUUCGCAGGUGUAGCCUGCCACGACAAGCGCGCACCUCAGACUGGCUACACCUGCGGCAGCUGCCCACCUGGUUUCCAUGGCGACGGCGUCACGUGCGAGUACACCCCGGUACAGGAACACAGAAUAGGGCUCCCGGUAGUACUAGCCCCAGUGGUUCAAGCCGGCGCAUGCGCAUCCAACCCAUGUUUUCCCGGCGCGCAAUGCGAGCCCCUGCCGGACGGCUACAUCUGCGGGCAGUGUCCGGAGGGCUACACUGGGAACGGGAAGGAGUGCUUCGCCAUGUGUGAUUGGCCGUGCAUGCGCAACAUGGUGUGCGUGGGUCUGAACACCUGUGCAUGCCGGGAAGGUUACUCCGGGUACCAGUGUCGCCAGGCCGUCUGCAAACCCGACUGCAAAAAUAGGGGGCGCUGCGUCAAGCCGAACGUCUGCAGCUGCAUGCCGGGAUACCUCGGACCCACCUGUGAACAGGCGGAAUGCGUGCCUCCUUGCGACCAUGGUGGGAAGUGCAUCGCCAGGAACGUGUGCUCCUGUCCCUAUGGUUACGUCGGACCGCGAUGCGAAACGAUGCUGUGCCGUCACAACUGCCAGAACGGCGGCGUGUGCGUCGCACCUGACGUCUGCAAGUGUCCGGCUGGCUUCGUCGGACUCACCUGUGAGACAGCCGACUGUACCCCGGCCUGCCGUAACGGUGGCGUGUGCACCCGGCCCGGACUGUGUGCCUGUCCGCCUGGGUUCUUCGGGAGGAGAUGCGAGAGAGGUGUAUGCAGACCAAAGUGCCAGAACGGCGGAGACUGCAUGCGCAGAAACAUGUGCCACUGUAAACCGGGCUACACAGGGAGUCGCUGUCAAUUCAGUAUCUGCGAGCCGCGGUGUCAGAACGGCGGGAAGUGCGUGAAGGCGAACAGGUGUUCCUGUAAGUCCGGCUUUACGGGGAGGAGAUGUGAGAAAGCUAUCUGUGUGAACAGAUGUCGGAAUGGCGGCUCCUGCGUCAAACCCAAUGCCUGCGCAUGCCCAGCUGGCUUCAAGGGAGCCGUCUGUCAAACAGCGGUGUGUAAGCGGAGAUGUCUGUACGGCGGAAGGUGCGUGGGUCCCAACCGGUGCUACUGCCGCCCGGGCAGGGGAGGGCCGUACUGCAACAAACGGAUACGCAGAUAACGGAAUCGUCAUCAAGUGGUGACGUCAUCAUUUUGUACAUAAAACAUGCAGCAGAAGUAGGACUUUUUCAUUCAUCAUCAGGUUCUGUGGUCACCAUGGAAACGGCUCAAAGAGCAGUGACGCGACACACUCCACGAUUUUACCUCGAAAUGUGCCCGUUUUUAGCUUUAUUUAGAUAAGUCACAAUCUACAAUGUUUAAGUGCGGACAAAAUGUUACUGUUUUGUUGUUGUUCUUGUUGAUGUUGACAUGUUCUAGAUGUAAACAUCCUUGUCUAAGGCUGAGGUACUUAUUUACAAUUUCGUAAUUUAGCAUUGAACAUUCCAAAACGAAGGUCAACUCAAAGUGACCUUGACCUUACCUUACCUUUUAAUGGUCACUUUGCUCGCCAAGAUUUCCACCUUUUCCUUUUAAAUGUAGGAUAAGAUUUUAGCAUUUAAUUGCGUUUGUAAUUUUUCUAUAUCUAUGUAUUGUAAAGGUUUUUAAAACUAUCUGUGCUUCUCUACGUAAUUUUGUGUGACGUCAGCGUUUAGUGUGUACCACUCUCCAGGCGAGAGGCAGCUGUGGUGCUCUGGGAACGAGAGCCUCUCGUACCUCACGUAGUCAUUAUUAGUUCACCAUAUUGGUUACUGUUUUAGUUUGUUUCAUGUGUGAAAUCACGAUUUUUAUGAA
Molecule: messenger RNA, 6009 nt
Organism: Branchiostoma floridae (Florida lancelet)
Lineage: Eukaryota; Metazoa; Chordata; Leptocardii; Amphioxiformes; Branchiostomatidae
Product: von Willebrand factor D and EGF domain-containing protein-like
Exons: 31
Coding region: 110-5338 (1742 amino acids)
Biological process (GO): anatomical structure development
Cellular component (GO): extracellular region; cell surface
Molecular function (GO): signaling receptor binding; calcium ion binding
Source: RefSeq, a predicted model, not a curated record